GGAGGACUGUCCCUGCUGAGCCCAGGACCUCCACCUAGCAGGCCUGUUUGUAGGGUUGGGGUUAUUCCUCUUCUAAGAUGCCGCUGUCGCGUUCCCUGUCCAUGACGUCCCUGAGCGGCCUGCUGCCGGCCUGGGAGGAGGACGAGCUGCCCGUGGAGGACCUGCUGCUCUUCGAGGUGGCCUGGGAGGUCACCAACAAAGUCGGAGGAAUCUACACAGUGAUUCAGACCAAAGCCAAGAUCACGGUGGAUGAAUGGGGGGAGAACUACUACAUGAUGGGGCCCUACUUCGAACACAACUUUAAGACCCAGGUGGAGGGCUGCGAGCCACCAAACCCCGCCAUCAGGAAGGCCAUGGAUGCCCUCAUCCAGAAUGGCUGCCAGGUUCAUUUUGGCCGCUGGCUGAUUGAGGGCAGCCCCUACGUGAUCCUGUUUGACAUCAGCUCUGCAGCUUGGAACUUGGACCGCUGGAAGGGGGACCUGUGGGAGACCUGCAGCAUCGGCCUGCCCUACCACGACAGAGAGGCCAACGACUCGCUCAUCCUGGGCUCCCUGAUCGCCUGGUUCUUCAAAGAGUUAACAGACCAGCUGGGAGACAAACCCAAUGUCAUUGGUCAUUUCCACGAGUGGCAGGCGGGUCCAGGGCUUAUUCUCUCUCGCUCCCGCAAGAUCCCCAUGGCAACAGUCUUCACCACACACGCCACCCUGCUGGGACGAUACCUCUGCGCCGGGAAUGCCGACUUUUACAACAACCUGGACAAGUUCAAUAUUGACAAGGAGGCAGGUGAGAGGCAGAUCUACCAUCGUUACUGCCUGGAGAGAGCGGCAGUCCACUGUGCUCACGUCUUCACCACAGUGUCCCAGAUCACUGCUGUGGAGGCCAACCACAUGGUUCACAGGACACCAGAUGUGGUGACCCCCAACGGUCUGAAUGUGAAGAAGUUUUCGGCCAUGCAUGAGUUCCAAAACCUGCACUCCACCAGCAAGGCCCGCAUCCAGGAGUUUGUCAGAGGACACUUCUAUGGUCAUCUGGACUUCAACCUGGAGAAAACCCUCUUCAUGUUCAUCGCUGGACGAUACGAGUUUUCCAACAAGGGUGCUGAUAUUUUCCUUGAAUCACUGUCCAGACUCAACUACCUACUGCGGGUCCACAGAAAUGAUGUGACAGUGAUAGUCUUCUUCAUCAUGCCAGCUAAAACCAACAACUUCAAUGUGGAGUCACUAAAGGGACAGGCGGUGCGGAAACAGCUCUGGGACACAGCUCACACUGUGAAGGAGAAGUUUGGCAAAAAGCUGUAUGACGCUCUGUUAAAAGGGGAGAUCCCCGACAUGAACUCCAUUCUGGAGCGAGACGACUUCACCAUUAUGAAGAGAGCUAUCUACGCCACUCAGAGACACAGCCUCCCUCCAGUGACCACUCACAACAUGCUGGACGACACAACUGAUCCCAUCCUGUCCAACGUCAGACGCAUCGGCCUCUUCAACUCCAGGAACGACCGAGUCAAGAUUAUCUUCCACCCUGAGUUCCUGUCCUCCACCAGUCCUCUGUUGCCCAUGGACUAUGAGGACUUUGUUCGUGGCUGUAACCUUGGAGUGUUCCCCUCCUACUAUGAACCAUGGGGAUACACACCUGGUGAAUGUACUGUAAUGGGCAUUCCCAGUGUGACCACCAACCUCUCAGGUUUCGGCUGCUUCAUGGAGGAGCAUGUCUCAGACCCUACUGCCUAUGGUAUUUACAUUGUGGACCGGCGGUUCCGUUCGGCCGAGGAGUCCUGUAACCAGCUGACCCAGUUUAUGUUCAGUUUCUGCCAGCAGUCUCGGCGCCAGCGCAUCAUCCAACGGAACCGAACUGAGAGGCUGUCUGAGCUGCUGGACUGGAGAUACCUGGGACGGUUCUACAUACAAGCCCGCCAUCUUGCCCUUAGCAGAGCUUUCCCAGACAAGUUCAAGAUGGACCCCAUGGCCCCUCUGAAGGCAGAAGGUUUCCGUUACCCCCGGCCCUACUCGGUGCCCCCUUCACCAUCUGCCUCCCUCCACUCCACCCCCCACCACAGUGAUGUGGAGGACGAUGAUGAUGACGAGCCCUAUGAUGAAGACGAGGAGGCUGAGAGGGACCGGCUGAACAUCAAGGCCCCCUUCGUCCUGGGUGCCGUGCCGGAGGGCAAGAAGAAGCAACCAGGAGAGUCAGGCAACUGAAAUCUACCAUACAGAUUGUACACAGGUUUACUGCUGGAUGUGUAGUGAGUAAUUAUCAUCAUAUUCUUACACACCCGCUGCAAUAAAAUCCCCCAUCUCCACUGCCAUCACUUAGUGUACUUCCACCACUGCUGCGAAGGUUGCACUAAAAUAAGAAACACAAAUUGAACGUUUCUUGAAGGUUUGUGGAUUUGAGUUAAAAUUAAAAAAAAGUUAUGCAAGUUAUUUACUAGCCCGGAUCCAGGUCCAUCACAAAACCCGGUCUCGAGGCUCAGUUUAAUCAUGGCGUUCCCCAAGGCUCCAUUCUGGGCCAACUGUUGUGUUCAACGUGCUUCCUCAGUUAGGCCACAGAAUGAUGACCUCCAUCACUAUGCAGACGACACACAGUUAUAUGUUCUAAUGUAAUCCAAUAAUGUCUAACUAAUCUUGUCUGCCUUAAUGACAUUGAAAUAAAAAAUGUAUUUUCUAAUCA
Dicentrarchus labrax (European seabass) is the source of this 2667-nucleotide messenger RNA. RefSeq names its product glycogen synthase 2 (gene gys2). Gene Ontology annotation, cellular component: cytoplasm. Gene Ontology annotation, molecular function: alpha-1,4-glucan glucosyltransferase (UDP-glucose donor) activity. The record is from RefSeq and is a predicted model, not a curated record. NCBI's taxonomy places the organism in Eukaryota, Metazoa, Chordata, Actinopteri, Moronidae. The coding region runs from base 78 to 2195 and encodes 705 amino acids. Gene Ontology annotation, biological process: glycogen biosynthetic process. The transcript has 16 exons.